Molecule: messenger RNA, 340 nt
Organism: Acaulospora colombiana
Lineage: Eukaryota; Fungi; Glomeromycota; Glomeromycetes; Diversisporales; Acaulosporaceae
Source: the annotation of a GenBank genome assembly
UGAGGGUGACGGAGCAGCCUGUGAAUGGAUACGUAUAGGCCUUGCAAAUGGCGGUGGAGAUGAUGUAGGGCUGGAGGGUCAUUUGAGUGAGAAAGUUGAUGAGAAAGAACAGUCUCGAAAAGUAUAUGACAUUUCGAUUUCGGUACCAGAGCGCAUUGAUUCGUAUGAGGAGGGAUACUGGCGUUCUUGGGUUAGCUUGGGUCAAGGGGGGGGGACUGAUGCCCACGACUCACAGUUCACGACGAGAAGGAGAACGUUGCUUCCAAAAAAUGCGAUCCAUGGUGCUGCUCGACAACUAUAUCAUGGCAAUAAGCAUGGGCUACGUCUCAUGGCUUAUUAG